CAGUAAGUCUUGAAAUUGCUAACGUUAUAACCAUGAACAACCUAUUAUGCUCAGUAUUGUUAAUCUUCGUAACAGCAAUAAUCCUUAUUGAUGCCCAAUGCAAUUACAUAUAUACAAAUGAUAAAUAUUUAGAUCCUGAGGCCUUUGGAAGUUCAACCUUGGAAGAAGACCAGAGUGGUUGUGAUCAACGGUGUACUACCAACACCCAAUGUACAGGCGCAUUUUUCGCUCCAGAACCAGUCAAUAUUUGUUAUCUGUAUGAAGCUCCACUCAUUUCCUUAUAUCUAGAUUUAGAUCUGACCCAAUGUGAAGACAGUUGCAACCAGAUGGACGAAUGCAUAACGUGGAGUUUGGGUGGACGUUUUCAAAGAUGUCUUCUUUUUAACGUUGACCUGGACAACUUACCCAGUAAUGUCGGUCAAAGAGAUGCUGAUGGAGAAACCAUAGCAGAAAAACAAUGUCUGAAAUAAAAACUAUUUAUAACCAUAAA
Messenger RNA from Lottia gigantea (owl limpet), 490 nucleotides. RefSeq lists its product as hypothetical. The transcript is spliced from 2 exons. The coding region runs from base 33 to 470 and encodes 145 amino acids. NCBI's taxonomy places the organism in Eukaryota, Metazoa, Mollusca, Gastropoda, Lottiidae. The record is from RefSeq and is a predicted model, not a curated record.